Messenger RNA from Lingula anatina, 1315 nucleotides. RefSeq names its product U2 small nuclear ribonucleoprotein A'. Gene Ontology annotation, biological process: mRNA splicing, via spliceosome. Lineage: Eukaryota; Metazoa; Brachiopoda; Lingulata; Lingulida; Lingulidae. Gene Ontology annotation, cellular component: U2 snRNP. The record is from RefSeq and is a predicted model, not a curated record. Gene Ontology annotation, molecular function: protein binding; U2 snRNA binding.
UCAAGCACUGCGCAUGUGCAGACGUUUCCACCGCGCACCACGCUUUGUACUUUACUCUGUUUGCUGGUAGCUUGCUGUUUCGUUCGUAAAAUUCUAUAGUUAAAAAUGUCUAGAUUAUCUUAAUACUAUCUAAGUAAUUGUUGAACAAACUUAAAAAGUAGUGCCGUGUUAUUUUCUCUAAAAGAACGCCAAACACGUCUGAAAUAUGGUAAAGUUGACGGCAGAUUUGAUCGAGCAAGCAGCACAGUACACAAACCCAGUGAGAGACAGAGAACUAGAUUUAAGAGGAUACAAAAUUCCAGUCAUUGAAAAUCUUGGUGCUUCCUUGGAUCAAUUUGAUACCAUAGAUCUGUCAGACAAUGAAAUCCGCAAACUAGAUGGAUUUCCACUUCUCAAAAGACUGAAAUCUCUUUUGGUGAAUAACAAUAGAGUGGCGAGGAUAGCUGAAGAUUUAGAAGAAUGUUUACCCAGUCUAGAAAGUCUGAUAUUGACCAAUAAUAGCAUCCAGGAACUGGGUGAUCUGGAUACCCUGGCAUCUGUUAAAACACUCAGGACACUAAGCCUCAUGAGGAAUCCAGUAACAACCAAGAAACACUACAGAUUAUAUGUUAUUCACAAGUUACCACAGAUCAGAUUACUAGAUUUCCAGAAAGUGCGUCUAAGGGAAAGAGAAGCAGCAGGCCGCAUGUUCAAAGGCAAGCGUGGUCAGGCAUUAGCCAAGGAGAUUGGCAAGAGGAGCAAGACCUUUGUGCCUGGUGGUCAGCUACCUGAAGUGACCAAGAAACCCACAGGUCCUUCAAAAGAAGAUGUGGAUGCAAUUAAGGCUGCCAUUGCCAGAGCUUCAACAUUGGAAGAAGUGGAGAGAUUAAAUCAAAUGCUAAGAACAGGACAAAUACCAGGGAGAGAAUUCAGGAGAGAUUUUGGGGAAGAGGAAAUGGAAACAGAAAUGAAUGGAAAUUGAAAGAAGAAUUGAACAUAAAACAAUGGCAGACGAAUUUUGGACGGCUAUGUUAAAUUAUACAUUUAUUGACAUGCAGUAGAUUAAUUAUUUUUUCUUUAGAUGUGUAUAUUUAAAAUUAUUAGUACCAGCUUUUGGUAAAAAAAAGUAAAUUAAAUGUUCCUGGCACUAUUUCGACUCCACAGGUAAGUAUUUACAACAUAGUGGAGACCUAAAGCAUCUCUACCUUGCUAUUUUACUGCAUACAUAUUGGGUUUUAAUGAACAUUUUUCUGUUUUAACCAACUUUAGGUACGCCAGGUCAACCCAUCCCAACUGGAUUUGAAAAAAAUUUUGAAAUACAAAUGAUAAGAACUGA